This is a messenger RNA of Phragmites australis (common reed), 3639 nucleotides long. Its product is annotated as protein SEMI-ROLLED LEAF 2. The record is from RefSeq and is a predicted model, not a curated record. Lineage: Eukaryota; Viridiplantae; Streptophyta; Magnoliopsida; Poales; Poaceae. The transcript is spliced from 19 exons. Bases 357 to 3332 code for a protein of 991 amino acids.
GCGCUCGUCACUCGUCGCGGGGGACACAGGAAAAGGCUGCGGCCUGCAAUUGGCGCUGCCACCGAGGCCUCACUCACGUGGUCUCUCUCUCCUCUCCUCUCCUCUGUACUCGCAACCCAACCCUCCCCUCUUUCCCACCCCAAGUUCCCCCUCCCGGCCGUCGGUUCCGGGCCUCUCCAGGUUGGGUUUUGGGGGCUUCUCCGCGGGUUGGGUUUGGGGUUUGGGCGGCGGAGCUGGGAGGGCAGCCUGAAAUAUCCUGCUGCGAGCAAGUGGAGUUUGGGUGCUCUCUCUGCAGGCGGACAGAGGGGGUUGAGAUCUAGGAGGGCUGCUGCGGUGGUCUUGCGGGGCCGCGGAAGAUGGGGUUCCUCCCGGCGAAGCUCUUACCGUCGUGCGAGAGCAUGUGCGUGUGCUGCCCCGCGCUGCGCCCGAGCUCGCGCCGCCCCGUCAAGCGGUACAAGAAGCUGCUCGCCGAGAUAUUCCCCAAGACGCCCGAUGGUGCUCCAAAUGAGAGGAAAAUCAUGAAGUUGUGUGAAUAUGCUGCGAAGAACCCCCUCCGCAUACCAAAGAUCGCUAAGUUCCUAGAACAGAGGAGUCACAAGGAGCUGCGCGCUGCCCAUGUGAACUUUGUCAGAAUCAUCACCGAAGCUUACAGCAAGUUACUCUUCAUUUGUAAGGAGCAGAUGGCAUAUUUUGCCAUCAGCCUGGUAAACGUCCUUACUGAGCUUCUGGAAAGCAAGCAAGAGAACAUUCACAUCCUUGGGUGCCAAACUUUAGCGAGGUUUAUCAACAGCCAGGUAGACAAUACAUAUGCACGGAAUAUUGAAAGCUUGGUUCGCAAAGUGUGUGUUCUUUCACGUGAACAGGGAGAGGAGCAUACUCUUCUGAGGGCAGCUAGCUUGCAGUGUUUGUCAGCAAUGAUCUGGUUCAUGAAGGAGCAUUCAUACAUAUUUGCUGAUUUUGAUGAGAUAGUGCAAUCGGUGUUGGAAAAUUAUAGGACGGAGGAAUCUGGUGGUGCUGGUGAUGACAGACAUGCAUCACAGCAUAACUGGGUUGAUGAAAUAGCGAGGCGUGAGGGUAGACCUGGUUUAGGUGGAGGUAAUGAUGUGAAUUUCAGCAGUACAACUGUUAGACUGCGACCAGCAAGGGAUUCUUCAGCUCUGACCAGGGAGGAACGUGAAUCUCCAGAAGUAUGGUCACAUAUUUGUGUGCAGAAGCUUGCAGAACUGGCUAAAGAGAGUACAACUAUGCGGCGCAUCCUAGAUCCAAUGCUUUCAUUCUUUGAUAUGAAGAAACAAUGGGCUCCUCGACAUGGAUUGGCCUUGCUUGUUUUGUCUGAUAUGGCUUAUCUGGAGAAGAGUUCAGGUUAUGAACAAUUGAUUUUAACUGCUGUCAUCCGGCACCUGGAUCACAAGAAUGUUUUACAUGAUCCUCAGACAAAACCAGAUAUUAUUCAGACAGCAACAUCCUUGGCACGGCAAUUGCGAUCGCAAGGAGUUGCUGCUGAACUUGUAGUAGCAGGCGACCUGUGCAAGCACUUGAGGAAAACAUUAGAGGCCAUGGAGUCAGCCUGUGUUGAAGAGCUGAACUUGAAUGAAUCUCUUCAAAAUUUCCUGGAGGACUGCCUUCUGGAAGUUGUUAGAGGAAUUAAUGAUGUGCGGCCGCUCUAUGAUAUGAUGGCAAUCACAUUGGAGAAUUUACCUUCUAUGCCAACUGUUGCCAGAGCGACGAUUGGAAGUUUGCUGAUCCUUUCACACAUAAUCUCGUUGACAUCAAUAUCUUCUAACACUCCUAUGCAGGUAUUUCCAGAAGCACUCCUCCAGCAGAUACUGAAGUCCAUGAUACAUCCUGAUGUUGACACACGUGUGGGAGCACACCACAUGUUCUCUGCCGUUAUUGUCCGAGGACCAAGCCAUCUGAGGAAUGAAUCAGAGUACCUGUAUGAAACAAAAAAGUGGCAAUCUCGGACGACAUCAGUAUUUGCUUCAGCUACUGCACUACUGGAGAAACUGAGGAAAGAAAAAGAGAGUUCAGAUAAGCCUCGUAGUAUGAUGCAUGAUGAUUUAAAGGAAAGAAACAUGCAUGAAGAGGAGAAUAAACAUGUUUGGGCACGGAGAAAUUCGGCUUAUUUUUCAAAGUUGGUUUUCUCUUUCACUGAUCGACGUGCGGCACUAAGUAGCUCUCAAGAGGAGACCAAUGUCGCCAUGUUAACUGAAGAUCAGACAAAUCAGUUGUUGUCUGCAUUCUGGUUACAAGCCCAUCAGACAGAUAAUACUCCUUUUAAUUAUGAGGCUAUUGGUCAUUCAUACAGCCUCACAGUUCUUUCUUCUCGCCUAAAGAAUUCAAGCUACAGUAAUAUCAUCCAGUUUUUCCAGUUGCCACUGUCCCUUCGGAGUGUUGCUUUAACCCCUAGUGGAGCCCUGUCUGCUUCUUGUCGGCGGUCUCUUUUUACUUUAGCAACGAGUAUGGUGGCUUUUGCCGGGAAAGUCUGUCACGUUACUGAACUGGUAGACUUGCUAAGGUGUUUUACAUCUCCCAAUAUUGAUCCUUACCUCAGAAUUGGUGAAGACUUACAACUCUAUGUAAGGUUGCAAUCAGAUCUAAGCAACUAUGGAUCUGAAAACGAUCAAGAAGGUGCCAAAUCCAUACUUUCUGACUGGAGGACGAAAGUAGGGAUUAAUGAUCAGCGAGUACUUGAUGUUACCGCUUCUGCACUUUCUAGUUUCACUGAGAUGGACAAGGAUGUACUAGCAAAAGAGCUCACUGAGAUGUUCACACCUGAAGAAGUGCCCUUGUUUGGGUCGAAUUCAGCACUUGAUUGGGCCAACUUUCAUCUGCAGGCAUUUUCUGAUGAAUCCCUCUCUUUUGAUGAGGAGUGUUCAAGAACCUCUUCAGUAGAUUGUGGCUUGCAUGAGUCACCUGCCAACACUGCUAGCUCCAUGUCAAAGAUUACUCUACCACAAUCUGUACCCCAUGUCUUAGGUGUUGGUCACUUGCUGGAAUCGGCGCUACAUGUGGCUGGUCAAGUGGCAGGUGCAUCUGUUUCAACCUCACCCCUUCCGUAUGGUACAAUGACUAGUCAAUGCGAAGCCCUAGGAUUUGGCACUAGGAAGAAGCUAUCAAGCUGGCUUGUCAAUGGCCACGAAUCUACUCCAGACAAUCCUAUGCCAAGUCUUCCCACUGCCCAUCAUUCCAUCAUUCCAAAGGUAAAUUCUUGCGGUUUCGAGAGCAUUCACUGCACACCAUCAGAUUCAUGUUCCACAGUGAAGCUUCCACCCGCCAGCCCCUUCGAUAACUUCCUGAAGGCUGCCUAUCGCACUCAGCCGGAGCUGUGAUCAGCCAGCCCUGCGGAGCACCUAACCAAACCUCUUCACGAGUGCUAGACUGCAGUACUUAAGUAUAAUACACUAGGUUAUCUAAUGGAACACAUGGCCACUCUGAGCCUGUAGCUGUCUGUAAUGUGGUUUUAGUUGUAGCGGCUUAUGUAUGUGUGUAUCUAUCUGUACUAAAUGGCUUCAGCGUAUGCGUAAUUACGGAUCAUGUGUAGUUAUAAGUCGCAACCUCUGUUGUUUGUUCAGACUAUUAAGAUGUAGGAGAAUACUUCUAUUUGGGGUCGUUUUAUGUACUGCUCUGUUAUGUUAA